Molecule: messenger RNA, 2963 nt
Organism: Lindgomyces ingoldianus
Lineage: Eukaryota; Fungi; Ascomycota; Dothideomycetes; Pleosporales; Lindgomycetaceae
Exons: 5
Coding region: 161-2680 (839 amino acids)
Biological process (GO): regulation of actin filament polymerization
Cellular component (GO): cortical actin cytoskeleton; actin filament; site of polarized growth
Molecular function (GO): actin filament binding
Source: RefSeq, a predicted model, not a curated record
CAUACGCAAGUCUCUUUCGAGAAACAUUUGCAUUCCUGAGCACGCGACAGGCUCUUGCUUUGCUGCGCGCCCUCUAUAUUUCCUUCUCUCUUCUCUCUUUGUCCUCUUGUUCGAGUACACCGACACCUCCCCAUCCACUAUCCGCUCGACUUCUGCCACCAUGGCCACCCUCAAUACCUCGACCAACGGCCCAAAUAUUACUCGAAGUUAUCAGGGCAUUGUAAAUGCUCCGCCGCCAUCCGGAGCGCAAGCCAGCUCACCAACGUACGGCCAAUGGGCUGUCUUCACCGUUUCUGCCCCACUAGUCAGCGCAUUCCAGCAGGACGGCGGGAAGGAGAGCGUCUUGAAGGUCCAGAGUACUGGCGAGGGAGAACUUACCGACCUCAUCGAUGAAUUCUCCGACGGCCGCAUUCAAUUCGCCUUUGUCAAAGUCAAGGACUCCAACACGACCCUCCCAAAAUGCGUCCUGAUAGCAUGGUGCGGAGAGGGUGUGCCUGAGCGGACCAAAGGCUAUUUUGGCAGCCAUCUCGGUGUGGUUUCAAAACUUCUACAUGGCUACCAUGUCCAAGUCACCGCCCGAUCAGACGCGGAUCUCACCCCGGAGAAGAUUGUGCAAAAGGUUGCCGAUGCCUCAGGUUCGAAAUACUCAGGCGGGCCGGCAAUUUCCUCAGCAGUCGGUCCUCCACCCAUCGCCACCAAGAAGCCCGUGUUUACACCAACUCAAGUAGGCGGGGGAGGGUCGGGAUUCAAUCCUCUUGGGUCGAGGUCCAGGGCACCAGCGCCAAGCACGAACGUGGACGAGGAUGGUUGGGGCGCCGAUGCACCGCCUGUGACGCGCACGCAGCUAGAGAAGGUCCAGCCUGCCUAUAAGCCGACGAAAGUCAACAUGGCUGAGCUUGUUUCGAACAAGCCAGAGCAGUCCCGCUUCCAAGCUCCGCAGGCACACUCUUCAGCACCGGAUGUGGUCAAGGGUGGGUACCAGCCAAUUGGCAAGGUGGACAUUGCAGCACUCCGACGCGAGGCAAAAGAAGCACACGAUGAUAGACCUGCGCCGGUCAAGGGAGCAUACGAACCAGUAGGCAAGGUUGACAUUGCAGCCAUUCGCGCCAAGGCUCAAGGCGGGCCUUCUGCGACCUCGCCGCCCUCAGGAUUAUCACCAGCGGCUACUGGCGCAUCUGGCCGUAGCAACGACGACGAAGAAAGGCCAAGGUCCCUUGCGGAAAGGUCCGCAGCUUUCUCGCAGUCCGAGAGGCUCACAAUGCUUCCAAAGCCGAAGGUUGCAAACAAAUUCGGCAGUGCGAGCGCUUUUACAGGAACGAAAGCCCCAACGCCCGCGGUGUUUGGAGUCAAGGCGCCUGCUGCGUCCGCCCCAGUCGGAACCGCGAGCAAGACUUUUGCCGACGAAGGUGGGAAGACUCCUGCUCAGAUCUGGGCCGAGAAGAAAGCUGCUCAAGGGGGGUCUUUGAAGUCCCCCACCGCUGUCAGCGGCCUCACAUCUCCUCUUCCUGCACAAACCAGUGGCGGCGGCGGCGGCGGAGGAGGAGGAGGAGGAUGGCAGAGUGGUUACACAGGCAAGAGCUGGGCACCAGUCCAGACAACCCGAACAGGACAGUCUGUAGGUAGUAACCUCAGCAACCAGAGAACCGGCGAAGAGUCCCAACAAGAAGAGCCUGCAUCGCCAGCUGGCGGUAUCAGUGCUCUAAAGGACCGCUUCAAAGGGGCUGCGCCGAUGGGUGUUCCUACCACGCGACCCAUUCCUCAGCCUGAAUCACCACCACCAAUGGACAUGUCAAGCAAGCCGAAUGCAGGAUCUCGAGGCGUCCCGAUCCCGGGUCUGCCAACACGUCCUGCCGUGCACGAGGAUGAUGUACCUCCCGUACAACAUCAACGCCUUCCUUCACCUCCACCGCAACCCCGAAGCCCGUCUCCUGAGCCCUCGGGAUCCCCCGUCCGCAUUGCUAUGCCAGUCGCUCGCGGACGAGAACCCGAGAAAUUGUCGCCCGCAGAAGAACACCCACCUGCGAUGCCAACUCGUUCCCUCGACCACGCUGCUCACCAAGCUCGCGACCUCUCUCCGGAACCCCAAGUCGGAGCCAAAGAACCAGCCCGUGGUGCCGGCGUCGCUGUCGCCGCCACAACAUUUGGAGUCGCCGCCGUCGCUGGCGCCACAGCCAUAGGAGCGGGAGCAGGAGCAGGGGCCGGUUCAGGAGACUCAAGUGGAGGCAAACGUGCCGUAAUCCAAUACGACUACGAAAAGGCCGAGGAUAACGAAAUCGGGCUCCGCGAAGGCGAGUACGUCACCCACAUCGAAAUGGUGGAUGAGGACUGGUGGAUGGGGCAAAACUCGGCUGGAGAAACUGGACUCUUUCCUUCUAACUACGUCGAACUUGUCGAGGACAACGAAGAGGGUGGGGAAGGCGUUGGCGCGCCUCCGUCACUGCCUUCGCAUCCUUCCGCCGCGGAAGAAGAGCCACCUGCGGGGCCCUCGCAGCCCGCAGGUGGUGCGGGACCCACAGCGACAGCGCUGUAUGAUUAUGAUGCCGCCGAGGAUAACGAGCUGAGUUUUCCGGAGGGUGCGACGAUUACAGGUGUGGAAUUUCCAGACGAAGACUGGUGGCUGGGCAACUUCAACGGGCAGUCUGGUCUCUUCCCUGCAAAUUACGUGCAGCUUGAUGUGUAGGCCUCGAACUUGCGACAUGACAUAAUCUUGGUGAUUUUCGUGAUUGCAAGUCAGUUUCGGUGCCGAGGUUGUAGAUUGGAUGAAUAGAGGGUGUGUGUCUUUUUAAGCAUAGUGAGCGUGUGCGUGCGAGUGAUGGAUGGGUGGUAUGAACGUCAAGAUUGGGUCAAGUCUGUGGGUGACUGGAUGGAGUAGCCACAAAAGUUGAAAUGGAUACUAUUGAAACAUCUCUCCAACUAUUGUAUCUAUGUGGCUGGCUGGCUACAUUAGUGUGCCUAUGAGUGAG